AUGCACAGUAGAAGGAAGAAAAUAAAACGACAUGACGUAGUUUACGACAAUGUAGAAAGGGACGCUAUCCCUAAAAGGGGUUACUAUUCAGAACUUGUAUCCAAUAUGAUGAAAGACCUCGCUCCGAAGCAAGCUUUUGCAAAGAAACGUAUGAAAUUAUUGUUACAGGCUAAAACAGAUAAGCUGGCUCCAAUGGUAAUAUCUUUGCCGAAGCCUCAAAAACCUAAAAUUUUACUACCACCUGGUCGAUGGACGACUUAUAGUGAAGACGAUAGUAUUCAAUUCCCAUUUGAAACUUUUGUGCCAAAACUACAAUUCUUAAGUGUCGUGUUACCGAAGGAGCUACCGCGACUGGUAAAGAUAGAAAGAUUAAGAAGAAAAUUCUUAGCCUCUAAUAUAAAGAAAAUGCUUCGUGAACGCGGUAUUCAACCAUAUCUAUUAAUGCCGACAACCGAAUAUCCUAUAAGUGACGAACAGUACUACAGUCUCUAUAGCGUAUUUCCGAAAAUGGAAUUAGAACUAUUUGAUAAUACUGAAUAUGAUUGCAGGAUCCCAGAAGAGUGGCUUAAUCUUGGUUUGAUUGAAGGCGAGCAAUAUCCCUGUCCAGGGCUCGCGUUCAUACCGAAACAAGAUGGGAAAUCUACAAAGCCGUCAACUGAUCUAAUACAAAUUCUCAAUAACUUAUAUGAGUGGACAAAUGUUGCAGCGUUUAGUUUCGAUAAAAACACUGAGAAAUGGGAAGUCAUGGCGUUAGAUGGAUCUAAGCGACGCUUUAAUAUACCACGUAUUCGAUUGAUGUUUAAAGCAGAUGAUCCCGAUACAUUUGCUGAACGUGUUAAGUUCGCUGUAAACUUGCGGAAAGAAGUGGAGAAUAACUUAAGAUUUUAUUUAUAUCUAGAUUGCUUGAUUCUGGACGGUCUGCCACGCAUGCCGUUAAAUUUCAUGCCAUCCAUACUGAAAAUGGUGAUAAUACACCAACAAGCUAAAAAAUUAGAUAACAAUCUUCUUCAAUCUUUAAAGCAAGAGGUGGAGGCCAUGUUGUUUUUUACAAGCAACUACGGAAGGAAUGUCAGUCUUGCGGAAUUCGACGCUGCACAACAGCAUUGUACUUCUAUGAUGCUCAAAUAUUUAAAUAUAACGUGGUUGGACGCUACAGCGCAUGCAAUAAGAAUGUCCUAUAGGGAUGUUGGGAAAGGGUGGUUUAACAUAUAUGAGAAGAAAUGGGAAUUCUAUGGCAUAAGUAAGCUGUGCAGAUUUAUGCAACUCGUCAGAUUUAGAAUGCAGUACGCGUUACGCUAUUCAAUAGAGCAAUCUAUGGCAAUGUUCGUGGUAUUAUGUGAAACACCAUGCCUCUGUACGUAUAUUUGUGAGGAUGAUUACGAAUGGGACUCUACCGAUCUUAUAAAUAGCCCAUUCCGAUCGCCGACCCCUACACUAUUUUAUUUUCAUCUCAUGAUGUCAGCUGAAGGGCCUUAUUAUACCACUCCGCCUGAACAAUUUGAGAUAGUCAUCCAACGUUUAUUCAGAGAAAUGCUUUACCGUUGUCACUUUAUACCGCAAGUGCAUCCAAAAAUUAUGACCGGUCUCGUAUUCGAUAAGGAACUAUUUCUCACAUCUAUUGGUCUGAUGGAACCAAACGUAGUUGAGUACAGAGAGAGACUGCUGAAAGCUUAUAGAAAAGCAAUCAUACCCUUAAUAGCUUAUAUGCACCAGUACGACUGCUAUAAGGAUAUUUAUAUGUUGAACAUCGAAGAUAAUUUCCGCCAAGAGAAGCAUUCAGCUUCUGAAAUAAGAGAAGAGGUUCAAAUGCAUUACGAUGAGAAACAAGACUUGAUCUGGCGUCUUCCACAAUACAUUAAUAUUGGGCCGUUCGCUAUCAACGUUGAUACAUUGAAGCAAAUGCUGGUAACAAAAAGAUCGGACAUAAUUAAAGCCUUAUUGACAAUGUGGGCGGAAGAAGUACGACAAGUGGUGGAAGAUGUGAUUCAAGCGUACAAGAAUAUUAUGAGAAAAUUAGGGGAAAAACCCAACACUAUCGAGCAUGUGUUUGAAAUUCGUGAAUGGAUGGAAUCUAUACCGUUCGCGUUGAAAACUCAGGAGGAUAUUAUGAAGAAAGUUCAUACGGAUUACGAAGUUCUCGAUGUGUUCUUUACUCCACUUGAACAUGAUGAUUUCAAGGCGCUGUGGGAAGCUAUAGGAUGGCCACUGAAUAUUACAAAGCAGGUGGAUGCAACAACGGACUUCCUAGAAGAAGAACAAGAAAAGUUUUGGAAGUUGCAUCAACAAGAUGAACAAACACUUUUCGAUAAGAUUGAUAUGUUCACUGCACAAUGUAUGGCGCUCACGUUGCAAAAUGAUUUUGCUAAAGUGCAUGAAAUAGCAAAUGAUAUAAAAAAAGCGUGGAAAGGUAUGAAAGAUGCACAGGAAUGGGGUCGUGUGUUGAAUCAAAGGCAGAAGCUAUUCGGCCAACCUGUGGUGGCUUUUGCCGAUCUCAAUAGGCUAGUGAAGGAAUUCGAACCAUACAGGAAUUUGUGGGUCACUGCGUCUGAUUUCCUAAAAUCACGCGAAGUUUGGUUCGACAAUCCACUAAUCUAUGUAGACGCAGACGCCAUAGAACCCGCUAUCAAUGAAUAUUAUAAAACCAUUGUUAAAUGCAUCAGAGUGUUCGCUGAUUUGCCUAAAGUGCAGCAAGUUGCUUUGACGAUACGGGACGACAUGGAUGAAUUUAGACCACUAAUACCAGUCAUACAAGCGGUAAGGAAUCCCGGUAUGAAAGAUCGACAUUGGAAUGAGUUUAUGGAAAGAGCAGGCAUAGCAGUAACAAUGAAUGAAAAGCAAACAUUUGCGAUGUGUCUAAAGCAAGGCGUGGCCGAGCACGCGGAAAUGAUCGCUGAAAUAGACGAGUUGGCGAGCAAAGAGUACGUCAUAGAGCAGUCCUUGGACAAGAUGUUGAACGAUUGGGCGUCUAAGACUAUGGAGGUUUCACCGUAUAAAGCUACUGGUACAUUUAUAAUGAAAAUAGCAGAUGAAACGCUACAAUUGUUAGAUGAACAUCUUCUCAUGACGCAACAACUCGGCUUCAGUCCGUUUAAAGCUGCUUUUGAACUGCGCAUACAAGAGUGGGACGAUAGGUUGAGACUUACACAGAAAGUGGUCGACGAAUGGAUUGAAACACAGAAAGAAUGGAUGUAUUUAGAACCAAUAUUCACGUCUGAAGAUAUAUCUCGACAACUUCCUCUAGAAGCUAAGAAAUAUGGAACUAUGGAGAGAAUUUGGAGAAGAAUCAUGUCGUCUGCAGCCGCUUGCCCGAAGAUAAUGGUGAUAUGUCCGGACAGUCGUCUCUUGGACAGUUUGGUGGAAGCAAGACAUUUGCUAGCGGUAGUGUCACGCGGUCUAAACGAAUAUAUGGAGCUGAAGAGAUUGAGGUUUCCAAGAUUCUUCUUCCUUAGUGAUGACGAGCUUUUGGAGAUACUUUCUCAGUCCAGGAAUCCAAGAGCGGUUCAACCUCAUCUCAGGAAAUGCUUUGAGAAUAUAGCUAAGGUAACAUUUGAGCCGGACUUGAAAAUAACUCAAAUGCACUCAAGUGAAGGUGAAAUCGUUGAGUUGAAAUACAAAUUCUAUCCGAGCUCUAACGUAGAGCAGUGGCUGCUUUUGUUGGAGGAUACUAUGAAGCAUUCCAUCCGUCUAACAUUAGUGGCGGCUAUGGAAGAGUUAUGGACGAUGCCUCGCGCGGAGUGGGUGCUGCGCUGGCCGGGACAGGCGGUGCUCGCGGGCUCGCAGACCGCGUGGACGGCGGGCGUCGAGCAAGCCAUCGUUGACUACAGGCUGGACUUGUACUUUGAAGAAAUGUUGUCGCAGUUGGAUAGUCUACGGGCAUUGGUCAAAGGGGAAUUGACGUUUUUCCAAAGAGAAGUUCUGUGUGCGCUAAUAGUUAUAGAAGUGCACGCGCGAGACGUGACAAGAACUCUUGUAGACGAGAAUGUGAAGAAUAUCAGUGAUUUCCAAUGGAUCUGUCAGUUGAGAUACUAUCAAAUAAUAAAAGAUAUGAUACCGUUAGAAGAAGAUGAAUCGCCGGAGAUAUAUCAAGAUGAGGAACGCUUAGACACUUCGAUGUUUUAUCGACAGUUCAGUCAGAAUUAUUGCGAUGUUCGCGCUUUGAAUUCCGUUUUCACUUAUCAAAAUGAAUAUUUGGGGAAUAGUGGUCGUCUAGUAAUAACUCCAUUGACUGAUCGUUGCUAUUUGACGCUCAUGUGCGCUAUGCAUUUGAAAUUUGGCGGCGCUCCCGCGGGGCCCGCCGGCACCGGCAAGACUGAGACCACUAAGGAUCUCGCGAAAGCAUUGGCCGUGCAAUGUGUAGUGUUCAACUGUUCAGACCAACUCGACUUUAUGGCAAUGGGCAAAUUCUUCAAAGGGCUUGCGGCAUCUGGCGCGUGGGCAUGUUUUGACGAAUUCAAUAGAAUUGAUAUCGAAGUUCUAUCAGUUGUUGCUCAGCAGGUUGUGACGAUUCAAAAGGCUCAAAUAGCACGCCAAGAGAAGUUUAUGUUUGAAGGUUGCGAACUGCCUUUGAAGGCUUCCUGUUCGGUGUUCAUUACAAUGAAUCCAGGAUAUGCGGGUCGUACAGAGCUACCAGAUAAUUUAAAAGCUCUAUUUCGACCAAUAGCCAUGAUGGUGCCGGAUUACGCGUUAAUUGCCGAAAUAUCGCUGUUCUCGUAUGGUUUCUAUGAGGCUAAGAUUUUAGCUGGAAAAAUUACAACCACAUUUAGACUUAGCUCAGAACAGCUGUCCUCACAAGAGCACUACGACUUUGGUAUGAGAGCUGUUAAAACUGUUAUAUUGGUUGCGGGCAAUUUGAUUCGUCAGAUGCCCGACGGCGAUGAGAGGCAAAUAGUUUUGCGAGCGCUGCGUGAUGUCAAUGUACCUAAGUUUUUGGCUGAUGAUCUCGUGUUAUUUAAUGGUAUAAUAUCAGAUCUCUUCCCACGAGUAGAAAUCCCAAUAGUGGACUACGGUAUUAUGGAACAGUCUAUACGGAAUAUGUUGAUCAAAAAGGGCUAUGAUGAUUUGUACACGUUUAUAUUUAAAAUCAUUCAGUUGUACGAGACUACAGUUGUCCGACACGGACUUAUGUUGGUGGGGCCUGCUGGAGUCGGUAAGACAAAGUGUUACGAAAUUCUGCGAGACGCGCUAACAGCAAUCAAAGGUAAAUUAGCGCCGGACGGGUUCCCCUUCACCACAGUGUACACUUUUGUUGUGAACCCCAAAUCCAUCACUAUGGGGCAGUUGUAUGGAGAGUUUGACUUGCAAACUCAUGAAUGGACUGACGGUAUUCUAUCGAGUUUAGUCAGAGCUGGUAUCGCGGUAGAAGAUAACGACAGGCGGUGGUAUGUUUUCGAUGGACCCGUGGAUGCUGUUUGGAUCGAAAAUAUGAAUACUGUAUUAGACGAUAAUAAAAAGUUAUGCCUAUCGAGUGGGGAGAUAAUGAAACUGACAGACAGACAGAGGAUGAUAUUCGAAGUGGCGGACCUGGCUGUAGCGUCGCCCGCGACCGUGUCGCGCUGCGGGAUGGUGUACUUGGACACGCAGGUCGUUGGUCUGCCGCCGUUGGUGAACGCUUGGAUGAAGAGCAACUUGCCAUCGAUUGCCGACAAUAUUCGGAAAAUUCUACCCAAUCUGAUAAAUGCAUAUCUCUAUCCAACACUGACUCUAUUACGUUCUAAAUUAACUGAAAUAGUGGCAUCUAUAGAUUCGGCUUUAGUAUUGAAAUUUCUAGAACUCAUGGACUAUAGAUUGAGACCACUCACUGGUAAAGACGAUCGACCGCCGCCGGGGGCAGCUUUCUUGGCUAUGAUGCCGAAAUUAGCGCCAUGUUGGGUGAUAUGGUCGGUUAUAUGGUCAGUAGGCGCUACAUGUGAUCACAACGGUAGAGCGAUCUUCUCAGACUUUAUGAGAGAACUAAUGGUAGAGAAUGGUGCAAAACCUUUGUUUCCUAAGGAAGGAAGAGUUUACGAUUACACAUUACAUGACGGUGGUUUCACCGACCCCACGGAGGAUGGUGAGCCGGCCAAUCCCUAUUGGUACAAUUGGAUGGAAAACCUCGAGGAGUACGAGGUUGAUCCUGAAUGGCAAUUUGCUGAUAUAGAAGUCCCGACUUUAGACAAUGUUCGCUCCGCGGCUCUCCUCGGUUAUAAGAUAACUAAUUACAACCACGUGAUCUGCGUCGGUCCGACCGGCACCGGCAAGACUGUCACAAUAACGUCAAAGCUAUCGAGAGGGUUGCAUAAGAAAUUUAUUUGCGAAUUCCUCGUGUUUUCCGCGAGAACUUCGGCUAAUCAAACUCAGGACGUAAUAGAUAGUAAGUUGGAGCGGCGCCGGCGCGGCGUGUUCGGGCCGCCGCCACCCAAGAGGCAGGUGUUCUUCAUAGAUGACCUCAACAUGCCCGCGUUGGAAGUGUACGGCGCGCAGCCGCCUAUAGAGCUGUUGAGACAGUUUAUGGAUUUUUCUGGUUGGUACGAUCGCACGAACAUUGGUGAAUUCAAAACUCUAAUAGACGUGGGUUUGGUGGCGGCCAUGGGCCCGCCGGGCGGCGGCCGGAACCCCAUCACAAUGAGACUAAUGAGGCAUUUUCAUUACAUAUCCUUCACUGAAAUGGAAUAUAAUAGCAAGUUUGGGAUCUUCAAUACAAUUUUAAAAUCGUGGACGCGUAAUUUCAAAAAUGUGUCUAUACGGGAGAACGCUUUCCUCAAAAGCUCCAUAGAAGUUUUUAAUUCCUUAGUCGAAGAGCUUUUGCCAACACCAACUAAGUCUCAUUAUACGUUUAAUCUUCGAGAUCUGAGUAAAGUUUUCCAAGGUAUUCUAAUGAUGGACCCUUUGAAUGUAAAGGAUGAAGACGACGUUAUAAGGUUAUGGUAUCACGAACACCAGCGCGUGUAUCAAGACCGACUUGUUAACAAUGAAGAUAGAUCUUGGUUUGUCAAUUUACUAAAUAAGAAAAUUCGUACGGAAUUCAAUAAAAAAUCUAGCGACGUGAUCGGCGGGAGGUUAAUGUUGUUUGGCGAUUUCAUGGACAUUGGAGCUGACGAUAAGAAAUAUAUAGAAAUUACCAACAAAGUAGAGUUGGAUGAAGUCCUAUCACAUUAUCUAAAUGAAUACAACUUGUCAUCGACCGCGCCAUUAGAUUUAGUGUUAUUUGAAGACGCUGUGGCCCAUUUGUGUCGGCUCGCUCGUAUCAUGCGACAGCCGAUGGCGAAUGCUCUGUUGCUUGGAAUGGGUGGUUCUGGUCGUCAGUCCCUGUCCAGACUCGCGGCCAAUAUGGCGGAGUUACAAUGUAUGCAAAUAGAGAUAACUAAAGCGUACGGUCAGUCCGAGUGGCGCGACGAUCUCAAGCAGACCAUGAUGCGCGCGGGCGCUGACAACCGCGGCAUUGUGUUCUUGUUCUCUGAUGCACAGAUCAAAAUGGAAUCGUUUCUAGAAGACCUAAACAACAUACUAAGUUCCGGGGACGUCCCGAAUAUAUAUGAAGCUGAGGAUUUAGACUCAAUAUAUAUGUCUGUCCGUCACGCUGUUAUGGAAAUGAAUUUGGCUGCGACUAAAACUAAUUUGUUUGCUUGCUAUCAGCGUCGGGUUAGGAGUAAUUUGCACAUAGUCGUUGUUAUGAGUCCGGUUGGGGAGAUCUUCAGAGCUCGUCUCCGCCAGUUUCCGUCUUUAGUGAAUUGUUGCACCAUCGAUUGGUUCAGUGAAUGGCCGAAGUCGGCUCUGGAGUCGGUCGCGAGGCAUUUCUUUACCAACAUGCCUGAAUUGCAAACAACUGAUGAAGUUAUUGAAUCUUUAGUAUCUGUCUGUUGUUUCGCUCACCAAAGUGUGGUAGACGCGAGUGGUAAAUUCCUAGCGCAACUAAAUCGACUAAAUUACGUUACGCCGAUGUCUUACAUGGAAAUGCUCGGGGCUUACGCCGAAAUGUUCAAGAAGAAGCAAAAGGCUAUUCUUGUCGAAUCUAAUGCCCUGAAAACAGGUCUUAAUAAAUUAAAUCAGACCGAAGUUGAAGUGAAGCAACUGCAGAUAGAAUUGGCGGAAUUAAAACCGUUAAUGGAAAAGGCCGCGGAGGAAACGAGAAAAGUUAUCGAACAGAUAGCUAUUGAUACGGAAAUUGCCGAAGACGCAAGAAUUAAAGUGGAGAAAGAACAAGCCAUAGCUGAGCUAAUGGCCAAAGAAACAUCCGCCAUGGCUGAGGACGCUCAAAGAGAUUUAGAUGAAGCAAUGCCCGCUCUUAGGGCAGCAGAAAAAGCUUUACAAGAACUGAAUCGUAACGACGUGGUUGAAGUGAAAGCUAUGAAAAAACCGCCAGCCGGCGUUGUACUAGUCAUAGAAUCGCUGUGUGUGGUUUUCGAUAUAAAACCUAUAAAGGAACCUGGUGCAUCUUUCGGUCAGAAAGUACUCAACUAUUGGAAGCCAGGCUCACAAAUGUUAGCAGAUCCGACCGCUUUUCUUGAUUCCCUCAUGAAAUAUGAUAAAGAAUCCAUCACUGAAGACAUGAUUAAGAAACUAAAGAAAUAUGUGACUGAUCCUAAUUACGAACCCAUGAAAAUUUCUAAGGUAUCAAAAGCAUGCAUGUCUCUAUGUAUGUGGGUUCACGCUAUGUACAAAUUCUACCACGUGAACAAAGCCGUCGCUCCUAAGAAGGAGGCUUUGGAGCGUGCCACCAAAGAACUGGCAGCUGUUGAAGCAAUGUUAGCGAAUGCUAAGGCGAAAAUGCAAGCUCUUUUGGAAGGUAUCGCGAAACUAAACGCGUAUCUUCAAGAGAAGGAAGAGGAAAAACGCAAAAUGGAGGAGGAUAUCAAUCAGUGCCUCGCGAGAAUGGAUCGAGCCAACAGGUUGUUGAAUGGUUUAUCCAGUGAAAGAGUGAGAUGGAUUCGCACGAUAAAGGAACUAGAUAUUGCCCAAAUUAAUCUCAUAGGAGAUAUAAUGCUGAGUGCAUGUGCUGUGGGUUACGUAACACCUUUUACGGAUGAAUUCCGAAGAGAAUUAUUGGGAGAGUGGAUCAAACAUAUAGUGGAAGUUGCAGUGCCACAUACAGAUGGUGCCACUCCACUCUCUAUUCUCGGUGAUCCUGUCGUGAUAAGAAAUUGGCAAAUGUACGGGCUACCUCGAGACCCUUUGUCAGUGGAAUCCGCAGUACUAAUGUCUAAUUCACGGAGAUGGCCUCUAAUAAUUGAUCCUCAAACACAGGCCAAUAAAUGGAUUAGAGCUAUGGGUAAAACAGAGGGGCUUGUAGUUUGUAAGCCGAAUGAUAGAGAUCUAUUGAGAAACUUCGAAACCGCCCUAAGAUUUGGAAAGCCAUUACUAUUGGAAAAUGUAGGUCAAGAACUUGAUCCAGCCUUAGAUCCUGUACUGAAGCGCCAAUAUUUCCGUCAAGCUGGUCAGCUCGUACUGAAACUCGGCGAUUCGUUGAUUCCUUACACGGCUGGUUUUAGACUUUACAUAACAACCAAGCUACCGAACCCUCGAUACACCCCUGAAACGUCUGUGAAAGUUCAAAUUGUUAAUUUUGCUCUCGUGCCAAGUGGUCUAGCGGAACAACUAUUGUCAAUAGUGGUAGCACAAGAACGACCAGAUUUGGAAGAACUAAGGGGUCAGCUCAUAGUAUCAAGAGCACAGCUAUCAACUCAGUUAGCUAAAAUGCAAUCUGAUAUAUUGUAUGGCUUGUCCAACAGUGAGGGGUCGCCCGUAGACGAUCUACCUCUGAUAUUGACAUUAGAAGCAAUAAAGAUUAAAAGUGCUGAAAUUCUGAUAAAAGUGGAAGAUAUAGAGCGUACAUCGGCCGAAAUAGACGAGGCCCGUCUCGGCUACGUGCCGGUCGCCGGCCGCGGGCAGAUAUUGUUCUUUUGCCUGUCCGCGAUGGCCGACGUCGACCCCAUGUACCAAUACUCGUUGGAGUGGUUUGUGAGACUCUUCAUAAGGAGCAUGGCGGAAACUGAACCGAAUGAGGAUAUUAUAGAAAGGGUUGAGAUUAUUAUUGAACAUUUCACAUUCCUCUUAUAUCAAAACGAAUUUGAAAAUCCAGAGCCAAAGUGGAUCUCGCCACGCAUGUGGCUCGAUAUGAUGCAGCUGGCAUCGUUGCCGACUAUGCAUCAAUUUGUGAUAGAUUUCCCGCAACAGACGAAGUUCUUUAAGACUUAUUAUGACGCUUGGAACCCUCAUAAAUUACCGUAUCCAAAGCCACUGGACACACAGCUGGAUCCAUUCCAGAGAUUACUUGUUUUGAAAUGUUUGAGACCCGACAAGCUUAUUCCUGGACUUCAAGAUUAUGUGGUGACGGGUCUCGGCGCGCGCUUCGUAGAGCCUCAGCCGGCCGAUCUGGCGGCGCUGUACGCGGAGUCCGACCCGCUCGCGCCUAUCAUAUUUGUUCUCUCCACUGGCACUGAUCCUGCUGCGGAUCUCCUGAAGUUUGCUGAUAAAAUGAAGAUGGGGAAACGUUUCGAGAGUAUUUCUUUAGGUCAAGGUCAAGGGCCGCUAGCCGAGGCUAUGAUGAAAGUUGGCUGUGAUUUUGGUAAUUGGGUGUUUUUCCAGAACUGCCAUCUUUCUCCAUCAUGGAUGCCAACAUUGGAACUGAAUGUAGAGCAAAUAGUACCGGAACAGGUUCAUAAGGAUUUCAGGUUAUGGCUCACGUCCACUCCGUCACCAUUCUUUCCUGUUGCAUUGUUGCAAAAUGGAUAUAAAAUGACGGUGGAACCACCCAGAGGCAUAAAGGCGAACUUACUCAAAGCUUACAUGAACCAAGUUCCAGAUUUUCUAGAUUAUUUCAAUUCUGCAGACAACAAAGUUCCCAACUUUAAGUGGUUACUUUUCUCGCUGUGUCUAUUCCACGGUGUUGUAUUGGAGCGUCGGAAGUUUGGACCGCUCGGUUUCAACAUCCCGUACGAAUUCACUGACGGAGAUCUCCGCAUUUGCAUAUCUCAGCUGCACAUGUUUCUCACGGAAUACCACGAAGUUCCAUUGCGUAUGCUAACAUACACAGCUGGUCAUAUAAAUUACGGCGGUAGAGUCACCGACGAUUGGGACCGUCGAUGCUUGUUGUAUCUUCUAUCAGAUUACUACACUACAGCCGUUCUUAACGAUAGAUGUGUUUUUGAUGAAAGCGGAGCGUAUAAACAGCAACCGUCGUGGUUUACAAUCGAUGAUUACACAAAUUAUAUACGAACUCUACCGCUAAAUGAUGAUCCUUCUCUCUUCGGUCUGCAUAGCAAUGCGAAUAUCAGCUACGCAAUGUCGGAGACUAGCUCUUGUAUAAAUACUCUAAGUAAUUUACAACCUAAAGAAGUGUCGGGCGAGGGCGGCAUCACUGCCGAGGAGAAGACGGAACUCGUUUCCAAAGAGAUACUAGGCGUGCUACCGACAUUGCUCGAUCAAAAAUACAUUGCCACUACAUACCCAGUGUCUUACAAAGAGUCCCUGAACACGGUGUUGAUACAGGAGGCUAUAAGAUACAACAAACUGCUGACAGUCAUCAACAAUUCGUUAAAAGAUUUACAAAAAGCUCUAAAAGGACUUGUAGUGAUGUCGGAAGCGUUAGAGAGCAUGUCCGGCAGCCUGGCUCGCAACGCCGUGCCCGACAUGUGGAGUUCUCGCGCUUAUCCUUCGCUGAAACCGCUCGCGGCGUGGGUAAAGGAUCUGUGUCUUCGAGUACAGUUCAUGCAGAGUUGGGCGGAUGGGGGGAUACCCAAAGUGUUUUGGAUAUCGGGUUUCUAUUUCCCCCAAGCGUUUCUGACCGGAGCUCUUCAGAACUACGCGAGGAAGCACGUGAUUGCUAUUGACACUGUUGCUUAUGCGUUUGAGGCUCUCCCUGGGCCUCCAGCAAAAAAGCCAGACGACGGGUGUUGUGUGAGUGGACUGUUCCUAGAAGGCGCUCGAUGGAACGUCACCGAUAUGGCACUGGAAGAGAGUAGGCCCAAGGAGUUGCAUACUGAAAUGGCAAUAAUCUAUAUGAAACCCGAGCAAAACCACCGCCUCGCGUCGGGGCUAUACGAGUGUCCCGCGUACAAGACGCUAGCGCGCGCCGGCACGCUCGCCACCACCGGACACUCCACCAACUACGUCAUGACCGUCGAGCUCGCCACCCACAAGCCCCAGGCCCACUGGAUCAAGCGUGGUGUUGCUCUGUUUUGUGCAUUGGAUUAU
Messenger RNA from Brenthis ino (lesser marbled fritillary), 12168 nucleotides. The record is from the annotation of a GenBank genome assembly. NCBI's taxonomy places the organism in Eukaryota, Metazoa, Arthropoda, Insecta, Lepidoptera, Nymphalidae.